This is a messenger RNA of Brassica napus (rape), 3212 nucleotides long. RefSeq names its product FT-interacting protein 3-like. Bases 589 to 2871 code for a protein of 760 amino acids. The transcript has a single exon. NCBI's taxonomy places the organism in Eukaryota, Viridiplantae, Streptophyta, Magnoliopsida, Brassicales, Brassicaceae. The record is from RefSeq and is a predicted model, not a curated record.
UCAAUAGUAACUAUUUUUCUAUUUUUUUUUUUGGAAAACUAUUUAUUAAAUUUAUUUUCAAAAAUAUUAAAGGGUAUUAUAGGCAAAAAUGACAUAAAAUAGAUAUUAGUCUAAAAAGACAUAGUUAUCAUUUUUUUGCUCUAAAAAAAAUAAUUUUCCCAAAUUUAUAUAUCCAAAAGACCAGAGAUUGUUUUUGUUUCCUAUACCCAAAAUCACAGUGGAAAAUAUUUGCCGACAAAAACGUAUAUUAUUUUUUAAUUAUGGUCUAGCAAUACGUUGAAGUUUGAAUUAUUAUCUUCUUACUAACUAUUUUAAAAAAUGAAAUCUCCUGAUAUGAGAUCAAUGUCUGGUAACGUCUUUUCAAAAUAAAAUCCGAAAUUUUCUCACAAAUGAUUUUUAUAGAAUCUUACGCAUUUAAAACGAAUAGUAAAGCCAUUUAAUUCAUUUCAUCUAAUAAGGAAAUAAAUGUUAUAAACUUAGAAGGUAAAAUGUUCGUGUCUUUUGAAUAUCUACAACAAGAAAAUCUCUCUUCAAACGUAUAUCUAUUUUCUCUCUCAAAAAACAUAAAAUUUCAGAACAACGCCAACAAUGGCAGAAAACGACUUCUCACUCAAAGAGACAUGUCCGAAAAUCGGCGGUGGAAGAUCGUUUCCCGGCGGCGAAAUGCAGACGUCAUCGUUCGACCUCGUGGAGCGAAUGACAUUUCUCUACAUCCGAGUCGUCAAGGCUCGAGCCUUACCUUCCAACGACUCAUUCAUCGAAGUCACCAUCGGAAGCUACAAAGGAAGAACGAAGAACAACACAAACCCUAACCCUAACCCUGAGUUCCACGAAGUGUUCGCCUUUAACAAGGAUCGUCUCCAAGGAAACGUCUUGGACGUCGCUGUGAAGGCCAACGAAGAAGUGAUUAUUGGUAAGUGUAAGUUCGAAGUUGCUGAGAUUCCGACGCGUGUCCCUCCGGACAGUCCACUGGCUCCUCAGUGGUAUAGAUUAGAAGACAUCAACGGGAAUAGGUUUGGAGGAGAGGUUAUGCUGUCUGUAUGGAUGGGGACACAAGCUGAUGAAGUGUUCCCUGAAGCUUGGCAUUCGGAUUGUGUUACCGUGAAUGGAGACAACGCAGUGAUCGCACGGUCUAAAGUUUAUCUAUCUCCGAGGCUUUGGUAUCUGAGAGUGAACGUCAUUGAGGCUCAAGAUUUGGUUCCGUUACAAGGAAACAGAACCAAUCCGGAGAUUUUAGUGAAAGGGUUUUUAGGGAACAUUGUCGUGAGGAGUCGGGUGUCUCAGACACGAACCAUGAGCCCGGUUUGGAACGAGGAUAUGAUGUUUGUGGCGGUAGAGCCUUUUGAAGACAGCUUGAUACUUAGCUUGGAAUGCAAGUUAGGUCAAAACGAAGAGUGUUUAGGGAAAUGUGAGAUAAAGUUAUCUCAAGUUGAGAGAAGGGUAAUGCCGGAUCCUGUGCCGGCUAUGUGGUACAACUUGGAACGCGUCGUGGACUCAGUGGUACCGGGAUUCGCGGGGAGGAUUCAUUUGCGGGUUUCGUUGGAAGGAGGUUACCAUGUUCUUGACGAGUCUAUUCAGUAUAGCAGCGAUUACAGAGCUUCUGCUAAAAUUUUAUGGACUCCAGCCAUUGGUGUGUUGGAGCUUGGUGUCAUCAGUGCGUCCGGUUUGAUGCCUAUGAAGUCACGUGAUGGCCGAGGAACCACUGAUGCGUAUUGUGUGGCCAAGUACGGGCAGAAGUGGGUGAGAACAAGGACGAUUGUUGAUACUUUUAGCCCAAAAUGGAAUGAGCAGUAUACUUGGGAGGUUUAUGAUCCUUACACCGUUAUCACCAUUGGGGUUUUCGACAACAUGCAUCUAUUAGUACCAGGAAACACGAAUGGUCCGAGAGAUUCAAGAAUCGGUAAGAUACGGAUACGUUUGUCCACGCUUGAAACGGAACGGAUCUACACGCAUUCGUAUCCACUCAUCGUUUUGAAACCAGACGGUGUGAAGAAAAUGGGUGAAAUUCAGCUCGCGGUUCGAUUAUCAUGUACAUCAACGAUCGAUAUGCUUCAGAAAUACUCAGAGCCGUUGCUACCUAUGAUGCACUACUUAACACCGUUGUCAAUCUACCAGCUAGACAGUCUUAGGCAUCAAGCAACUCACAUACUUUGUAUGAACCUAGGCCGGACCGAGCCGCCGCUACGAAGAGAUGUGGUUGAGUAUAUGCUUGAUUUCGGAUCCAACAUUUGGAGUAUCAGAAGAGGAAGAGCGAAUUUCGAACGUCUUGUGACAUUCUUCACUGCGUUUCUUGAUGCUUGGGUUUGGUUUGAUUCGGUUUGCAAAUGGAAGAGUCCGGUAACAACGAUUCUUGCACAUUUUAUCUUCUUGUUCAUCGUGUUUCUCCCUAAGUACUGCGUCACCUCUCUGCUGCUGUACUGCUUUGUGAUUGGGUUCUAUCGAUAUCGGUUGAGACCGAGGCAUCCUCCUCACAUGGAUAUAAAGCUGUCUAAAGCGGAUUCGGCUUUACCUGAUGAGCUAGACGAGGAGUUUGAUGGGUUUCCGAGUGGUAAAUCUGCAGAUUUGGUGAAGAAAAGGUAUGAUAGGUUAAGAGGAAUCGCAGGGAGGAUGAUGAUGGUUUUAGGAGACUUGGCUACACAGGGGGAGAGAGUUAAGAAUCUGUUGAGCUGGAGAGAUCCUAGGGCAACGUUUCUGUUUUCCAUGUUUUGUUUGGUUGCUUGUGGAGUAAUCUUCUUAAUCUCCAUGAAACUGCUGAUGACUUUGCUUGCCUUCUACGUCAUGAGACACCCUAGGCUUAGGGUUUUUGAUAUUCCUUCGGUACCUCAAAACUUCUUUAGGAGAUUGCCUUCAAGAGCUGAUAGUAUGUUGUGAUUUUUUUUUUUUCCAAUUUUAUUAUGCUUUGAUUUCUUUUAAUUUUGAGACGUUUCAUUGAUAUUCAUCAUUCUAUAAAUUUGGUUAUCGUAGUUUCUUUCAAAUGGGUUACUUUUAUUUUUAAAUUCUGAAGACCUUUGAUAUUUAUGUUAUUCGAAUACGUAGGAAUUUUUGCUGUUGUUAAUAUAUCUUACCAACACAAGGUAAAUGCAUUUUGAAAUUUAUCCAUCCUCUGUAUUCAUUUCCUGUAACAUAUGAGAAGCAUGAGAUGCUCUCAUGUUAUUUGAAGCAUACGGGUUUGCUUAUGAAACUGAUAAAAAUUGUUGCUCGAGUUCAAGAGU